GGACACCCCCCACUUCCUUCCUCUGCUUCUUCCUCUUUCCCCGCCCCCUUCCCUUCUCCCUCCCCUUCCCCCCUCCCGGGUCGGAGUGUCCCUGCGCCCCACGGGCCGGAGCAGCAGCGAGAGCAGCUUUCCCCGCUCCCCCCCCCCCCCCCCACCCCCCCCCCCCCCCCCCCCGCCCGCGGAGCGAGGAGGAGCCGGAGGAGAGGAAGAUGGCGGCGGCCGCCAGCACCCGCGGUGCCGCGGGGCCGCUUCGAGGAGCCUGAGAGACCCACAGAGGCUUCGCGGGAAGACGCGGCAGCGGAGGAUGAGCCUGCAGAGCGCGCAGUAUCUCCGAAUGUCUUAAACCAUUCUACCUUAAGAAAUUGGAUGUUCUUGCAGAUAGUCAUUGUGGGAGAAAACGUUUCAUUUAAGUCCCAGAUGAGGACCGGAAACUUGAAAUCAGAGGAGCAUCUGAAAUCAAGUAAUAUUAGGCAGGCAGAAGUCCUGAAGGCUGACAUGACAGAUUCUAAGCUGGGUCCAGCUGAGGUCUGGACAUCCAGGCAGGCUCUGCAGGACCUGUACCAGAAAAUGCUAGUUACUGAUUUGGAAUACGCUUUAGACAAGAAAGUAGAACAGGAUCUCUGGAAUCAUGCCUUUAAGAAUCAGAUCACAACACUACAAGGCCAGGCAAAGAAUCGAGCAAACCCGAAUCGGAGUGAAGUUCAGGCAAACCUAUCUCUGUUCCUAGAGGCAGCUAGUGGCUUCUAUACUCAGUUAUUACAAGAACUGUGUACGGUGUUUAAUGUAGAUUUACCAUGCCGUGUGAAGUCUUCCCAAUUGGGAAUUAUCAGCAAUAAACAGACGCAUACCAGCGCCAUAGUGAAGCCACAGUCUAGCUCCUGUUCCUAUAUCUGCCAGCACUGCCUCGUCCACCUUGGAGACAUUGCUCGAUACAGAAACCAGACCAGCCAGGCAGAGUCCUACUAUAGGCAUGCAGCUCAGCUUGUCCCCUCUAAUGGUCAGCCUUACAAUCAGUUGGCUAUCUUAGCUUCUUCCAAAGGAGACCAUCUGACCACAAUUUUCUACUACUGCAGAAGCAUCGCUGUGAAGUUCCCGUUCCCAGCUGCCUCCACUAAUCUACAAAAAGCACUUUCUAAAGCACUGGAAAGCCGGGAUGAGGUGAAAACCAAAUGGAGUGUUUCUGACUUCAUCAAGGCCUUUAUUAAAUUCCACGGUCAUGUGUACCUGAGUAAGAGCUUGGAAAAGUUGAGCCCACUUCGAGAGAAAUUGGAAGAACAGUUUAAGAGGCUGCUGUUCCAAAAAGCUUUCAACUCUCAGCAGUUAGUUCACGUCACUGUCAUCAACCUGUUUCAACUUCAUCACCUUCGUGACUUUAGCAAUGAAACAGAGCAGCAUAGUUAUAGCCAAGAUGAGCAGCUGUGUUGGACACAGUUGCUGGCCCUCUUUAUGUCUUUUCUUGGCAUCCUGUGCAAGUGUCCUCUCCAGAACAAGUCUCAGGAGGAGUCCUACAAUGCCUAUCCCCUUCCUGCAGUCAAGGUCUCCAUGGACUGGCUGAGACUCAGACCCAGGGUCUUUCAGGAGGCAGUGGUGGAUGAAAGACAGUACAUUUGGCCCUGGCUAAUUUCUCUUCUAAAUAGUUUCCAUCCCCAUGAAGAGGAUCUUUCAAGUACUAAUGCUACACCACUUCCAGAGGAGUUUGAGUUACAAGGAUUCUUGGCUUUGAGACCUUCUUUCAGGAACUUGGAUUUCUCCAAAGGCCACCAGGGUAUUACAGGAGACAAAGAAGGUCAGCAACGACAAAUACGACAGCAGCGCUUGAUCUCUAUAGGCAAAUGGAUUGCUGAUAAUCAGCCAAGGCUGAUUCAGUGUGAAAAUGAGGUAGGGAAAUUGUUGUUUAUCACAGAAAUUCCUGAGUUAAUACUGGAAGACCCCAGUGAAGCCAAAGAGAACCUCAUUCUGCAAGAAACAUCCAUGAUAGAGUCACUGGCUGCGGACGGGAACCCAGGACUGAAAUCAGUGCUGUCCACGGGCCGUAAUCUAAGCAACAACUGUGACACAGGAGAGAAACCAAUGGUCACCUUCAAAGAGAACAUUAAGCCGCGCGAAGUGAACAGAGACCAAGGAAGAAGUUUUCCUCCCAAAGAGGUGAGAAGGGACUAUAGCAAAGGAAUAACUGUAACUAAGAAUGAUGGAAAGAAGGACAACAACAAGAGGAAAACAGAAACCAAGAAAUGCACCUUAGAAAAGUUACAGGAAACAGGAAAGCAGAAUGUGGCAGUGCAGGUGAAAUCCCAGACAGAACUAAGAAAGACUCCAGUGUCUGAAGCCAGGAAAACACCUGUAACUCAAACCCCAAGUCAAGCAAGUAACUCCCAGUUCAUCCCCAUUCAUCACCCUGGAGCCUUCCCUCCUCUUCCUAGCCGGCCAGGGUUCCCGCCCCCAACAUAUGUUAUUCCCCCUCCUGUGGCAUUUUCUAUGGGCUCAGGUUACACCUUCCCAGCUGGUGUUUCUGUCCCAGGAACCUUUCUUCAGCCUACAGCUCACUCUCCAGCAGGAAACCAGGUGCAAGCUGGGAAACAGUCCCACAUUCCUUACAGCCAGCAACGGCCCUCUGGACCAGGGCCAAUGAACCAGGGACCUCAACAGCCACAGCCACCUUCCCAGCAACCCCUUACAUCUUUACCAGCUCAGCCGACAGCACAGUCCACAAGCCAGUUGCAGGUUCAAGCUCUAGCUCAGCAGCAAUCCCCCACAAAAGCCGUGCCGGCUUUGGGGAAAAGCCCUCCUCACCACUCUGGGUUCCAGCAGUAUCAACAGGCAGAUGCCUCCAAACAGCUGUGGAAUCCCCCUCAGGUUCAAGGCCCAUUAGGGAAAAUCAUGCCUGUGAAACAGUCCUACUACCUUCAGCCCCAAGACCCCAUAAAACUGUUUGAGCCGUCAUUGCAACCUCCUGUAAUGCAGCAGCAGCCUCUAGAGAAAAAAAUGAAGCCUUUUCCCAUGGAGCCAUAUAACCAUAAUCCCUCAGAAGUCAAGGUCCCAGAGUUCUACUGGGAUUCUUCCUACAGCAUGGCUGAUAACAGAGCUGUCAUGGCCCAGCAAGCAAGUGUGGACCGCAGAGGCAAACGGUCACCAGGAGUCUUCCGUCCAGAGCAGGAUCCUGUGCCCAGGAUGCCAUUUGAGGACCCCAAGGGCUCCCCUCUGCUUCCUCCGGACCUGUUAAAGAGUCUGGCUGCCUUGGAGGAAGAGGAAGAGCUGAUUUUUUCUAACCCUCCUGAUCUUUACCCAGCUCUGCUGGGCCCUCUCGCCUCUCUUCCUGGACGGAGCCUCUUUAAAUCCUUGUUGGAGAAGCCCUCGGAGCUCAUGUCACACUCAUCCUCUUUCUUGUCCCUCACCGGAUUCUCUCUCAAUCAGGAAAGAUACCCAAAUAACAGUAUGUUCAAUGAGGUAUAUGGGAAAAACCUGACAACCAGCUCCAAAACAGAACUUAAUCCUUCGCUGGCCCCCCAGGAGACAUCACUGUACUCCCUCUUUGAAGGGACCCCGUGGUCUCCAUCACUUCCUGCCAGUUCAGAUCAUUCAACACCAGCCAGCCAGUCUCCCCAUUCCUCUAACCCAAGCAGCCUGCCGAGCUCCCCUCCAACACAUAACCAUAAUUCUGUUCCAUUCUCCAACUUUGGACCUAUUGGGACUCCAGAUAACAGGGAUAGGAGAACUGCAGAUCGGUGGAAAACUGAUAAGCCAGCCAUGGGUGGGUUCGGCAUUGAUUAUCUCUCGGCAACAUCAGCCUCUGAGAGCAGUUGGCAUCAGGCCAGCACUCCAAGUGGCACCUGGACAGGCCACGGCCCCUCCAUGGAGGAUUCCUCUGCUGUCCUCAUGGAAAGCCUAAAGUCUAUCUGGUCCAGUUCCAUGAUGCAUCCUGGACCUUCCGCUCUGGAGCAGCUGUUAAUGCAGCAGAAACAGAAACAGCAGCGGGGACAAGGCGCCAUGAACCCUCCACACUGAGGCCAGAGUGGCAACCCUGGGAACGAAGGCUCCAUAAACCAUGGCAUGUUGGGUUUGCAGGACUGGCCCGUACAGUCCCCUGCAGGUGGCAGCCCUCUCUUCUGUCUCUUGCUGUCGAGAGGGUGUAAGCGUUCCACCAGCGCGCUGAGUGUGCACGAAAUGUCCGCAGUGCAACAAAAAGAAAAAACCAUCAGGAACUCUCUGUCCCCCCAGGGCCUUCCGGAGGGAGAGAGGAACUGCUGUUUGUCUUCACUCAGUUACCUGAUGUCACCGCCUCUCACCUUCCCUGUCGUGCAUGCCCCCAGCCACAAGGGAAGUGAAAGCUGAGAAGGGGAGGCAGGUGGGAGAAGCCGGCGGGAACUUCUCGGUCCUGUUUUCCUCUCUGGGGAAUAAAAUAGGAAUCCAUUAAUGAUUGCUUUGCUGACUGAGAAUGUAGUUGAGAUUAUUCCUGAACAUCUUUUAUUAUUGUUAUUACUCUCGGUAGUAUAAUGUCACACUGAAUUCUUCCAUACACAACGUGCUUCUUCUAGUCAGUGUGUAGCAAGGAAAAGCCCCGCUCGCUGCUCCUGCGAGAGGUUGGUGGUGACAGGAUGAGGGAAACGGACCUCUUCGGCCAGUGGCAGUGCUCCGCGAGGGAGAGUCCAAGGCCUCAACUUUCACUCAGAAGGUUCUGGUGGCCCUCCUCUGGCCUGGAGACUCCGGCAGGAAAUGCCCUUCACUCUGUAGGUGCUCGAGCCCCGAUCGAGGAUGCAGUAUGGGUGGUGGUGCUGGGCUGGACUGGCAGAUGACUGCUGGAAGAUUUUAAAUUAAUGUUUUUGAUUCCUGUACAUUUUACCGUAGCGUAGCGAGCAGUCUCACGGAAGGCAGGCUGGUCCAUUCGUGGCCUGACACAUUUUAAUAGGUAGAAGCUUUCAGUGUGGUUAUUUUUUGUUCGAUUGGUUUUUGUGACCCCAUCCUGCUUACCACCCACCUCCUCCUGUCCCUACCUCCAUCCCUUUUCUGCCCUGUGCUGUAUGCUAGUAAUUGUUUCUGUUCCUGAUGUGUAUGACAUCUCGCCGAGAAGCAACAGCAUGGGGUCCAGCAGUUGGGGCCCAAAAGACAGUCCAAGGAGGAAGGAAGCAGCGGCGUCUGCGUGCGUGCACCGCAGGCCAGGCCCCGGCCCAGCUGCGUCCCCCCGACCUCCACUGUCAGAGUGAAAUUCAAGGCAACAUGGACACAUGUGCACCAUGCACAGAAGAAAACACAACGAAGUCCAUUCUGGAAAAGGCGAAAGAAAGGAAAAUAAACUUUUAUUUGGUAUUUAUUAGAAGGAAAGAGGACUGAACAUUUUCUUGUGUAGAAACAGAAGGACAGCAUUUCUGUUAGUUCCUGGAAGAGUAAUAUUUUAAGGGGAAAUUAUGGAAACAAUCUAAAUGUCCAAUUGCUGUGCUAGUGGUAGGGUCUGUUUCUGGGAGGUCUCUCGUGUGUGUGUGUGUGUGUGUGUGUGUGUGUGUGUGUGUGUGCGCGCGCGCGCGCGCACCCAUCCAUCUGCCCAUCUGCUCUCCUGGGGGGAAGGGGAGUGUGUGUGAGUGUAUGGAGUCAGCGUGGGACUCACGAACUGGAAAACAGCUGCAGAGCAAAGCACAUCCAGGAGCCCCGGGUGUCGCUAGAGUCUGGGCAGCCCCAGUGAUGAAAGGGGUGAGGUGAAUGCUCGUUGCUCUUCAGAGAGUGGUUGGAGCCCCGUAGGCUCACAGUAUUGCUCCUUAAGUUUGAUGUGGUGUUUGGGGAUUUUUGUUUCUGUUAUUUGUUGUUUCUGGAAAGGUCUGAAAGGGUGAAGCCCCCCACCCAAUGGCAAUAUGAAACCUUUUGUGCUUCUCCCCAGCUCCUUCCCUGGGUCCACCUCUCUCCCAGUCCCUCCUUGCCCACUACCUUGACCCACUCUGUGUGUUUGAGCUCUGCAUUCAGGCAGCUGUAACAUUCCAGUGUUCGAGCUGUCCCUGAGUCUCACACCCCAGACGAGCUAGCCAGGUUCACUCUCUCACUCCCAGUCCUGCCCGGGUCCCAUCUGCAGCCCCGUUUCUGCAUGAGAAUUUGGUGUUUGGAAUGUUUUCUGAUUCUUGGGGCGGGGUUUCUCGCCUAAUCAUCCUCAACGUGGAGUAAUGAGGAGGGAGAGGAGAAUCUUCAUCAGAAACUGGUUUUGUGUAGUAAACCUUCUCUUCUGUUUUUGUUUUUUUGUUUUGUUUUUUUGUUUUUUGUUUUGGUCUGUCUGUGCAAGACCUGCAGCUGCUGAAAUCAGCUUUGCCUUUAAUUAAACCAUGUUCUCUCCAACCAGA
Herpailurus yagouaroundi (jaguarundi) is the source of this 6314-nucleotide messenger RNA. RefSeq names its product SMG7 nonsense mediated mRNA decay factor (gene SMG7). Gene Ontology annotation, molecular function: protein binding; telomeric repeat DNA binding; telomerase RNA binding. The coding region runs from base 367 to 4002 and encodes 1211 amino acids. Lineage: Eukaryota; Metazoa; Chordata; Mammalia; Carnivora; Felidae. Gene Ontology annotation, biological process: nuclear-transcribed mRNA catabolic process, nonsense-mediated decay. The record is from RefSeq and is a predicted model, not a curated record. The transcript has 24 exons. Gene Ontology annotation, cellular component: telomerase holoenzyme complex.